This is a messenger RNA of Eupeodes corollae, 1878 nucleotides long. RefSeq lists its product as uncharacterized. Bases 145 to 975 code for a protein of 276 amino acids. The record is from RefSeq and is a predicted model, not a curated record. Lineage: Eukaryota; Metazoa; Arthropoda; Insecta; Diptera; Syrphidae. The transcript is spliced from 2 exons.
ACACUGACGGAAAAUUAUCAAACCGCAGCUUGUUUCAUUCGAAUAAACACACAGUGAAUCGGGUUGUGUUUUAUUAAGAAUCUAAUAUUUAAAUAUUAAUAAAAUUUUAUCGAACUAAAAACCCUUUUUUAAAAAAAAUACAAUAUGAAAUUCUUCAUUGUGUCCGUUUGUUGUGUCCUGCUUUUGAGCAAUGGAAUAAACGCUGAAAUCGAAAGUAAUUCUGUGGAUACACCGAAUGCAAGUGGAUUUGAAAAGUGCCUGGAUGCUGAUUCAAUUUCCUGUCUACAAAUGACGCUCUUCCGUCGUGCCAAGGCCGUCUUUGACAAUCCACAAAUCGAAGUUUUCGGCGGUGUCUCCCUGGUCAAGGACAACCAAGGUCGUCAAGGCAAGGCCCUCGAUGACAAUUCCUUUGCUGUUGAAGUUGCACCAACUGUCGAAGCUCGUAACUCCGAAAUGGGAACAUAUUUCGUUAAUAGCGUAAAGAACUUCUUUGUCGAACGUUCAUUGUCCUUCAACUUUGCCAACACUGCCCGCAGCAUUGCUCGUGCAAUUCCAGCUGAUAUCAAAGACGACAUCAAGGAAUUGAUCUCUGAAGCUCGUACCGGAAAGAAGAAGCGUCUUUUGAAGAAAUUCUUGCCAAUCAUUUUGGGAAUCGGUGCUAAAGUUGCCCUUUUGGGAGUCGCUUCAAUGUUCGGAGUCUUGCUGAUGGCCAAGAAGGCUUUGGUUAUUUCUGUUUUGGCUCUUGGUGUUGCAAUUCUCGCUGGAAUCGGUAGUAAAGUAGGAACAGCAGCUGGUGCUGCUUCUGGUCUUCUCGGUGGUCUCGGAGGUCUCUUCAAGAGCGGCGGUGGACUUUUGGGUAGUUCAUCGAAUUUGGUACCAAGCACAUCAUCUGGAUGGGAUUCAAGCGGUGCCUAUAGCUCACCUGUUGCACAAUCUCUUGCUUACUCUGGCUAUAAGCAAGUCAGAAGGCGAUAGGUCAAAGAUGUGAUUAGGUGGCCAUAAUAAUUAUAAUUAUUGAGAUAUCGUGAUUUUCCUUAUGUGAAUAUUUGAUAUGAGGAGAUGAAGAUAUUUUGUUUUUUAUAAAUGUUAUACUUUAUUAUUUUAUUUUUUUUUCAUUUCAAAUUAAUUUAUUUAAUUUAUUAAAAAACUAUUAUAAUUGCAUAGCAAAUUACUCAAUUGUAAAAAAAUGAUAAAAACAAAAAACGAAAACAAUGUUAUUAAUAGCAGUGUUUGUAUGUGUAAUAUUUUAUAUGUACAACGCACUGUUGUUAAGUUAGCGAAGAACAAAGAUUAAUUUCAGGUUAUAACUACAACUAUCUAAAGUUGCAUGCAACUAGUCUUUUUCAUAUCUCUACAUUCUAUAAAACUAUCUUCUUAAUUUUUUCUCAUCUAAAAUCUAUCUUCUAUCAUUUCACCUAUAUUUUAUUUUUUCAAAAAUGUAUCACUAUUUUCUAUUUUGACAUAUUUCCCCUUGCAUGUUUACUAUCCUAAAUGUAUCUUUAAAUUUUCACAAUGUAUCUUUCACACUAAAAACACUUUUCUAUCUCAACUUUUUUCAAAAUUCACUUCAUUUAUCUAUCGAACUAUCUUAACUUUGUACUUAUCUAUUUUCACUUCAUCUAUAUUUCUCUUAACUAUGUAAAGUUCUUCUAUUUUGUAUCAAAACUAUUUUCACUUCAUCUCAAAAAAUGUCUAAACUAUUGUUUUCAUCUAUAACUGUAUCACUGUAUAUUUCUUUCUUAUUCUUUUAAAUAUCUCUCAAAUUUCUAUCUAUCUUUCUGUAAAUCAAUCUAUCUAUAAAUUUCUAUCUUUAUAUUUCUUCUUCUGUCUAUGCCAUAUGAACCUCAUUAAAAAAAGCCAAAACUAUUUAAAAAAAAA